Molecule: messenger RNA, 2124 nt
Organism: Symbiodinium necroappetens
Lineage: Eukaryota; Dinophyceae; Suessiales; Symbiodiniaceae
Source: the annotation of a GenBank genome assembly
AUGGAGACCUGCGAAGUCAUCGAGAUCAAGCUUCCUGAUGCCGCUGGCGACAUUGCUGCCUUGCAGCCUCUGCAGGAAUUGCGGGUGGUGGCGCUUCACGGCCCCCAUGUGGUUGGAGAUUUGGCUUCUCUACGCGGCCUGACCAAGCUCGAGAUCCUGACCCUGCACAGCGUGCAGGUCUCGGGAGACCUCUCUGCCUUAGAGAACCUUACGGAGCUGAAGACUCUGAGCUUGAGACAGGCGCCGAUGUCUGGAGACUUUCUGGGCUUGCGGAGGCUGGAGAAGCUUGAGAGGCUGGAUCUUCGACACUUGCAGGGCUCCGGAGACCUGAAAAGCUUGCAAAACCUCAGCCAGCUUAGCUUCCUGCAGCUGGAAGAGACGGGGAUUUUCGGCGACAUUUCGGGUCUGAAAGGACUCGGUGAGCUCACGAGUUUGCACAUUCACAAGGAGCAGGUUUCGGGAGACAUCUCCAGCCUUCAACUGCAGAAGCUUCAGUGGCUGAUUCUGCGGGGGACCCUCAUCUCUGGCGACCUGUCUCGCUUGCCACGCUGGCCCUUGCUUCAGUAUCUGGAUUUCGGAGACGUCCAGCUCUCGGGAGAUAUUUCUGGUCUAAAACACCUGACAGAGCUCAGGGAUCUCUAUCUCAGAAGAAACCCUGGAAUCGGGGGAGAUAUCUCUGGUAUGCACGACCUCACGGAGCUCAGGAUGCUGCACAUCGACAACACCAACGUGUCCGGAGACAUCUCCAGCUUGCAGAACAUGAGCCAGCUCCGUCGCAUCUGCAUCGAGGGCGCCCCCGAAAUCUCCGGGUCUCUGUCAGCAAUGGAGAACCUCCGGAAGAUGAAAGUCUUGAGUUUGGAGAAGGCCAGGAAGAUCACCGGGAACCUGAAAGACCUGCAAAAUCUCCCAAGCAUCCGAUUCGUGAAACUCAGCGAGACGAAGAUCCGAGGCCACCUCACGAGCUUGCGGUACCUGGCAAAGUUGGAGAGGCUCUACAUGGCCAGCACCGACGUCACUGGCGACAUCUUUGCCUUGACACAUUUGCCGAAGCUGGAGGUUGCAGAUCUAUCGAAGACGCGGGUGUCUGGUUGGCUUUCUCCAAUGUGGUUAGGAUGCUGCCAAAGCCUGCGAGAGCUUCUGUUGGCCGACAGCCGUGUCGGCUUUGAGCCAAUGCCAAAAGCCUACUUCAGCGUCUCCACGAAGCCGCGCUUGCUGCCUGCAAUUCAGGCUUUGGACGUGAGCCGCUGCCGGUUUCGAGGCACUCUUGCACAGCUCCUUGUGCCGCUUGCCGAGACAGCUCUCACCAGCAUCGCUGCCGCUGGAAAUGGACUCCAAGGCGAGAUGCCCAACCUGAACGCUAUGCGUCUUGAGGUGGACGGAACCCGUUAUGAGGUCUGGGGCAGCGUGCUCUCUGAAUCCUUGCGGGCGCUAGAUCUCUCGGAAAACAAUCUCACGUCCUUGUCCAUACUCCCUCUGAAGCUGCUGCGGAUAGACUUGAGCCGCAACAUGGGCCCCUUGGUCAUCAGCCCUGUGGUCCUGGCGGAAGCGGUCAAGACGGAGGUCGACCUGAACCUUUAUCGUACCACGCUUGCGAAUCGCGACGAAGUACAACCUCUCUUGCACAAGGAACUCAAGCUGCAGGAUACGAGGUCCCCUCCGGAGGAGAACGCCGGCUAUGCCUGCACUGACCUGGCGGCGACCAACCUCCGCGUGACGCCCGACCGCUUCCUGCCGGAGCAGAUGUGCGUCUGUCGUCCGGGCCACAUAGGCUUUGGCAUUAACUGCAGCACCUGCCCUUCCAACACCUUCAGUGAUACGGAGAAUCAAGUCGAGUGCCACGCCUGCCCACUGCACAGCUCGGCACCGCCCAGAGCCAGCUCCUUGCAGGCUUGCAAGUGCACCUUCGGAAAUGCGAAAGGCGAGGGGAAAGAUGCAAGUUGCCAGUGUGAGGUGCACACAGCCCUCCUGAAAUCGGAAGGCCGCUGCGAGGUCUGUAGCAAGCUACACCUUCGCUGCCCUCAGCCCGGAGCUUUAGCCAGCACCGCCAAAGCGGCAAAGAACUUUGCCCGUCUCUCAGAAAACGCGGAGGAAGUUUUCAAGUGCCUGGAUGCCGGUCGCUGUUGA